AUGGACAUCGGAGGCCUCGAGACGGUGGUGGCCAACUCGGCUUACGUCUCCGCCCGAGGAGAAGGCGGCCCUUCCUCGGGCCGGGACAAGAAGAUGCGGGCCAAGCUGAAGUUGCCCCACAUCACGCAGUGCGAGCACCUCAAGGACACCCUGGACCUCUCGUUCAACUUCAUCUGCGUGAGGCAGCCCAUCGGGAAACGGCUCUUCCAGCAGUUCCUGGAGGAGACGGAGGAGUUCAAGGCGGCCGGCGGGCUGUGGAAGAGCAUCGAGGAAUACAACACGUCGGAGGAGCCCGAGAGGCCCCAAAAAGCCCAGAAGAGCAUCAACAAGUACUUCGACUCGGCCUCCAAGGAAUUCUGCUCCUUCCUGGAGGAGAAGGCCAUCAUGAGGGUGAAGGAAGACGGCAAGCACGGACACGGGGACCUCUUCAAGGAGUCCGAGCAGCACCUGCUGAAGCACCUGGAGGAGAAGGCCCUCGGGAAAUACAAGGAGAGCCUGCAUUUCUACCGCUUCCUUCAGUUCAAGUGGCUGGAGAGCCAGAGCGUGACGGACGAGUGGUUCAUGGACUUCCGAGUACUGGGGAAAGGGGGCUUCGGGGAGGUCUGUGCCUGCCAGAUGAAGGCCACCGGCAAGAUGUACGCCAACAAGCGCCUCAACAAGAAGCGGCUGAAGAAGCGCAAGGGCUACGAGGGGGCCAUUGUGGAGAAGCGGAUCCUAGCCAAAGUCCACAGUCGCUUCAUCGUCACGCUGGCCUACGCCUUCCAGACCAAGACCGACCUCUGUCUCGUCAUGACGCUCAUGAAUGGAGGAGACCUCAGGUACCACGUCUACAACGUGGAUGAGAAGAACCCCGGCUUUUCAGAAGCCAGGGCCGUUUUCUACACCGCUCAGAUAAUCUGCGGCUUGGAGCAUCUCCAUCAAAAUCGCAUCAUCUAUCGGGAUCUCAAGCCGGAAAACGUCCUUCUGGAUGAUGCAGGGCAUGUGCGCCUUUCAGAUUUGGGUUUGGCCGUUGAACUACCGGACGGAAAAGACAAAACCAAAGGUUACGCGGGCACGCCAGGAUUCAUGGCUCCGGAGCUCCUGAAAGGGGAGGAAUACGAUUCCAGCGUGGACUAUUUCACCCUGGGAGUCACCCUCUACGAGAUGGUCGCUGCUAAAGGACCUUUCCGUAGCCGAGGGGAGAAGGUCGAGAACAAAGAGGUCACCCGCCGCAUCUUAAACGAUCCGGUGCAGUAUCCGGAUACGUUCAGUGCCGAGUGCAAAUCCUGCUGCGAGGGCCUGAUGGCCAAAGAUCCGGCCGGGCGCUUGGGCUUCAAGAACAACGCCUGCGACGAGCUGAAGAGUCACGCGCUCUUCCAGAAAAUGAAUUGGGGCCGGCUAGAAGCAGGAAUGGUGGAGCCCCCGUUUGUUCCUGACCCCAAGGUGGUCUACGCCAAGGACAUCGGCGACGUUGGUGCCUUCUCCACGGUGAAGGGGGUCGUGCUCGACGAUACCGACAAGGCGUUCUACGACGAAUUCUCCACGGGGAACAUCCCCAUUCCCUGGCAGGAGGAAAUGAUCGAGACCGGGGUCUUCGGAGAGCUCAACAUCUGGGGUGCCAAGGGCACGACCCCACGGGAUCUGGACCGCAACGCGCGCCCUUCCUCCGACGCUACCACCAAAUCAGGGACUUGCCUUCUGCUCUGA
Pogona vitticeps (central bearded dragon) is the source of this 1686-nucleotide messenger RNA. RefSeq names its product G protein-coupled receptor kinase 1 (gene GRK1). Gene Ontology annotation, cellular component: cytoplasm. Gene Ontology annotation, molecular function: ATP binding; G protein-coupled receptor kinase activity. Gene Ontology annotation, biological process: protein phosphorylation; regulation of signal transduction; signal transduction. NCBI's taxonomy places the organism in Eukaryota, Metazoa, Chordata, Lepidosauria, Squamata, Agamidae. The record is from RefSeq and is a predicted model, not a curated record.